Messenger RNA from Daldinia vernicosa, 1986 nucleotides. Its product is annotated as 4-coumarate-CoA ligase. The transcript is spliced from 2 exons. Gene Ontology annotation, molecular function: medium-chain fatty acid-CoA ligase activity. The coding region runs from base 161 to 1888 and encodes 575 amino acids. Lineage: Eukaryota; Fungi; Ascomycota; Sordariomycetes; Xylariales; Hypoxylaceae. Gene Ontology annotation, biological process: fatty acid metabolic process. The record is from RefSeq and is a predicted model, not a curated record.
AUCAAUCAUUCCGUGUCUAGUCAAAAGCCUUUUUCAUCAUAGAUAAUAUCUUGCGUCAAUACGCAGAAUCUGCACAAGAUAGUAUUUAAAUCAUACUGGGAGAGAGGGUUAUCGAGCAGGAUUAUUCAAUAAUCUUUCGUUCGGGGACAGUCUUCUCAUCAUGGCUACACAAUCGAAUACUUCACCAACACCGAAUCCUCAGUUUCAGAGGCAACCACUGUCUUAUUUGGAGGGUCCGGUAGAUCCCCCGUUAGUAGAUCUAACUCUCGGCGAACUUUUAGAUCUUCAGUGCCAGCAUCAUGGCACGCGGGAAUGCAUCGUCACGCCUUGGACGGGGGCUCGGUGGACGUACAAUGAGCUCAACCAGCAAAGCUCUCAGUUGGCGAGGACGCUGCUUUCCCUUGGUAUUAGCGUCGGAGAUCGUGUUGGUAUUAUGGCCGGCAAUUGCGAGCAAUACGCCGCUGUCUUCUUCGCCGUCGCACGAAUCGGGGCUAUACUGGUGAUAUUGAACAACACGUACACACCAACAGAAGCGCUACACGCACUGAAGUUCACGGACUCGAAAAUAUUCUUCACCACCAAGAAAAUUGGGAGGCUGCAGAACACCAAACUGUUAGCCGAAUUAGCCAAGGAGAAGGAGGGCCCCAACGUCGUAAUCCUGAGAGGAGAGUCGGGGUCGUAUCCAACAUACGCGGACCUAAUUAAGCAAGGGAGAUCAGUCAGCGACAGCGAUCUUCACCGUCUCGGGAAGAAGGUUCUCGCGCAUAACGUGUGCAAUCUGCAAUUCACAAGCGGCACCACGGGCCUUCCCAAGGCGGCUAUGUUAACGCACCAUAACAUCGUCAACAACGCUCGCUUCAUCGGCGACCGCAUGCGGCUUACCCCGGACGACGUCCUCUGCUGCCCACCACCGCUGUUCCACUGCUUCGGUCUCGUGCUCGGUAUGAUGGCCGUCAUCACCCACGGCGCCAAGAUCGUAUACCCGGAGGAGACCUUCGACGCGGCCGCCGUCCUCCGCGCCAUCUCCGACGAGCGGUGCACCGCGGUCCACGGCGUCCCCGCCAUGUUCGACACCCUAUUCAGCCUCCCCUCCCCCCCUAACUUCGACUGCACCAACCUGCGCACGGGAAUCAUCGCCGGCGCCCCCGUGCCCCGCUACCUCAUGGAGCUGCUGGUCGAGCGCUUCGGCAUGACCGAGUUCACCAGCAGCUACGGCCUGACGGAGGCCAGCCCGACCUGCUUCAACGCCUUCACCGACGACGCCAUCGAAAAGCGGCUGACCACCGUGGGCACGCUGAUGCCGCACGCGCGCGCCAAGAUCGUCGACCACGACGGCCAGAUCCUGCCGCUGGGCGCGCGCGGCGAGCUGUGCAUCGCGGGCUACCAGCUGCAAGCCGGGUACUGGAACAACUCGGAGAAGACAGCCGAGGUGAUGCAGCGCGACGCCGAGGGCGUCCUCUGGCUGCGGACGGGCGACGAGGCCGUGUUCGACGAGCAAGGGUACUGCUCCAUCACCGGGCGGUUCAAGGACAUCAUCAUCCGCGGCGGCGAGAACAUCUACCCCCUCGAGAUCGAAGAGCGGCUGCUAGCGCACCCGGCGGUCGCGCGGGCGAUAGUGACGGGGCUCAAGGACGCGCACUACGGAGAGGUGGUGGGCGCGUUCUUGCAGCUGGCGGAGGGAGGGGGAGGAAGGCUGGGCGAUGGCGAAGUUCGCGAUUGGGUGCAGCAGAAGCUGGGGCGGCAUAAGGCGCCGACGCACGUGUUCUGGCUGGGCGAGGACGGGGUGCCGGCUGACGUGCCGCUGACGGGGAGCGGCAAAGUGAAGAAGUUUGAGAUGGCGCGGUUUGGGGAGGAGAUAUUGAGGAAGAGGCGUUUGGAGAAGUUGUAAAUACCAAGUAUAGAAGUAAGUAGAUUUGGUAUAAUAUAAAUGAAUAGGUAUCUAGGUAUUGGUUAUAAUACCUUUGGUGUAGCCUGAGACUUCACUAG